Messenger RNA from Durusdinium trenchii, 3234 nucleotides. Lineage: Eukaryota; Dinophyceae; Suessiales; Symbiodiniaceae. The record is from the annotation of a GenBank genome assembly.
AUGACCGUCCCGCGGCGUCGAAGAGGGUGGCAAUGCGUAGCCGCGCUUUCUAUCUCAGGUGCUUUGCUGCUCCCAUCCUUUGUGGUUCCGCAGGGCUCUCAUGGCCACAGCCCACGGCUGCUGCGGAGAGCCAGCGACAGAUCUGACGAAAGCAGCACGCUGGGUCUUUCUGUGCUGAUUGCAGGGGCAGGUCCUGCAGGUUUGCUUCUGGCAGACCGGCUAUUGUCAGCUGGAUGCUCCGUACAUAUAGUUGAGGCACGCCAAGACCCUAGGAGUGGCAGCCUCGAAGGUCGAGCUUAUGCACUCGGUCUUGGCCUCCGGGCGCAACAGACGAUUCGGACCGUUGAUGACAAACUUUGGGAGACUAUCAAGCCCAGUGGCUUUGCCAGCGAGCGUUUCAAGCUCCAUUUGUCCCCCAAAAUCGCUAUUGACCUUCGAACGCCGGAAGACAACAAUGGCCUUGAACCAAGCCUCUUGAUCUACCAGUCAGACCUGUGCUCCGCUAUGUUGGACCACUUGGAAACCAACUUUGGAGGUUCGGGAAGAUUGCGAAUCUCUUUCCAAAGCCGCCUGAAGUUCCUCAAUGCGGCGACAGGUGCUGCAAGUGUGCAGAAAGGUGAGCAGCUAGAGGAACUGCCAUCAGCGGAUUUGGUAGCAGGUUGUGAUGGUGUAAACUCUGCUGUCCGCUCAAGCAUAGCAGCGGCCUGCCCAGCGUUUGAGGUGGCGCAGACCAAACUGCCUGGCAGCUUUAAAGUCCUGCGGUUUCCUCAGAUGCCUUCCGAGCUGGAUCCCACAGCGGUGCAUCUUUUUACUGGAAAGGGGGGAACAUCCGCCUUCAUAGAGCCAACUGCACGUGGAGCUUGCGCUCUUAUCAACUGGCGGGAUGGGGUGAAUGUCCAAGAGCUGCCAAGCUUGGGCGAGCUGCAGGAUCCAGAAGAGGCUCGAGAGACCCUCUCCUCCUACUUCCCUGCGAUUGCGGAGGCAAUCACAGAUGAUGCUGGCAAGCAGUUCGUCUCGCAAAAGGCAUCACAGGCUUCAACUGUGAAGUGCAACACGUAUCACUUCGGCAGAGCAGUGCUGCUGGGAGAUGCGGCACACUCCACAGGAGGAGUCAGUGGGCAGGGCUGCUCCUCUGCGAUGAAGGACUCAGUUGUGCUUGCAGAGCUGCUUCAGCGCGAGGUCGGAGGUGCCAAGCGAGACACUCUGGAGGUCUUGUCAAUGUACUCACGCCAGCAGGUUCCUGAAGGACAUGCAUUGCUAGACCUAUCCUUGGGACCCAGCGAGAAAGCUGGGCCCCUGCGGAAGGCCCUUUACAAUGCUGCAUCUUUGGCGGGAACUUUGUUGAGCAAAUUGGGGAUUGGAGAUCCUCCACUGCAGACCCUUCUGACAACUUCCUUGACUCCCUUCUCUGACAUACGACGUGACCGCGACUUCUUUUUUGGAGAGUUUCCGCAACAAGAAGAAUUUGAUUCAAUGAUCGAAAGGUGGGAGCGCCUGGAUCUUCUGCGAAAGGAAGGAUCUUUUUGUGACGUGGUGAUGCUGAGCUCAGAUGGUCAGCGCUUUCCAUCUCAUGCCGUCGUCCUAGCCUCUUGCAGCGAAAAGCUGAAAAAAAUUAUGGAACAAGCCAAGGCAGGCAAGCUGCAGCAAGUGCAGUCACGAGAGGAAAACGCUGAGAACGGUUCGGCCAAGCCGGAAGCUGUCACAGGUGCCAGUGCAGCGGCAGUGUCUGCAGUGCUGGAUUUUAUCUAUUCUGGCCAAGCCCAGCUUGUGCUGAACGUGGUUCCUGAGGUCGCGCGCUUGGCUCGGCGCUGGGACUUGAACUCCUUGCAGGAGGCACUUGCCAGUAGUGUGGCUUCAGAAGAUGGUGGACUCACCCCAGACGUCGUGGCGGGGCUUUUCGCCCUAGGGGAGCCCUUUGGAGAGCAGCUCGGGGCAGCAGCAAGGACGUUUGUGCUGAACAACUUUUCAAGCUGUGCAAGCACAGAUCCCUUCACUCGAUGGCCGCAAAAGGUGCUGGAGCACCUCCUGAAAAGUGAUCAACUAGUGGUCACUAAUGAAGAGGAGACCCUCUUGUGGGUGGCUCGCUGGCGAGGGGCUAAAGCAGGCAGGGAAGAUGCUGCCGUUUCUGUGCUUUCAGCCAUUCGUUGGCCUUUGUUGUCUUUGUCGACUCUGGAAGCCUUAUCGGAUAGCAAAGGCUUCGCCAAUGGCGCCUUUGCUGAAACAGUGGCAGAGCGUUGUAAAGCUGCAAAAGUAGCUCAUCAAGGCCUGGAAGCCUUGCCUCAUGUGCGACAAGGCUUUUGUGGGUGGUGGUCUGGCUUGGGCUGUGCUGCUAAGGGCGGUGUGGUCAUUGCUGGGCAGGGUUCACCUGGCAAAGAGCCUCUAAAGCCGAAAGCAAUACGCCCACAUGAAGGCACGUUGCUGGUGUUGGAUGGCACUGAAGAGCCAGGUCGAGUAGUACAGUGGUUCCUUCGCAUGCAUAGUGGCCGAAGUCUGGCUGGAAAGGGCAGUGAGUUGCAAGACAGCUUUGAAGACAUGGCAGAUAUUUGGAGUGGUCCCGACGAUGCUUUCUACAUCUUGGACCGAGAUGCAGAGCGAGUCGUGCAAGUCCGGAGCGGGGAAACUGAGGUGGCCAGCAAGGGGACCAUCCGCCUAGAACGGCCCUGUGGUGUGGCUGUCGAGGGUCCUGAUCGAGCAGUUUAUGUUCUCGACCGGGAAGGAAGCCGUGUGGUACGGUAUGUGCGCGGCCGUUCGAUGCAGGUGGCUGGAGGCACUGAGCCAGGUGCAGGGCCAGGCCAGCUCAAUGCAGGCCCCACAGGCCGCAUUUUUGCAGCCAAAGGUGGGCGCCUUUACAUCUCUGACACUGGAAAUCACCGGGUGCAGAGGUGGGAUCCGGGAGCCAAAGUAGGAAUUACAGUGGCUGGAGGUCAUGGUUGCGGUAGUGGCGCUGACCAACUGAGCCAUCCAGGGGGGAUUUGGGCUUUGGACAAUGGCACUGUCUAUGUCGCUGACGUGGGGAAUCACAGGGUAAUGAAGUGGCGUGAUGGUGCAAAGGCGGGUGUGUUGGCUGCAGGGGGCUACGGUCCUGGCGAUGGCUUGCACCAGCUGAAGGAGCCGGUGGAUGUGACUGUAGAUGCUUUGGGUGCCCUGAUUGUUGCUGAUUUCGGCAAUGCCCGGGUCAUGCGCUGGUCACCACCAUCCAUCUCCACUGAACUGCUCGCAGCGGUGAGGGGAUAA